AUGGAGUGUGCUACUCCGGAGGUUUAUCCCAAAACCUCCGUUGAGGACGAAGCGGAGCGCCGCCGCACGAAGCAGGGCACCGUUCAGGCCAUUCUGACGGCCAAGGCGGCGGAGACGCGCGGGCGUGCGCCCGCUGAAGCGAUGCGACUGGCCAAACACAUUGAUAUGUUCCGUGAAGACUUGGGCGAUGACCACACCAAGACAAACGUGCUGUUUGUGUCGGUGAUGCUGCUGUCCUGCGGCGGCACGGACGUCGUCUGGAGUAGUCUGUGGACGUCCGGCGCCGUGUUCUACGAUAUGCUGUGUUCGCCAGCUCAAAUUGGCAUACUGCACUGCGACGGGUUGCAGAGUUACCCCGGGUGUGCCACGAAUCGUUUUGUGAUGGUGCUGUUUGUGGCCAACAUUGCGACGAAACUAUGGAUCGCCAUUUCGAUAUGGAAGGCUGUGGCUGUGGCCAAGCCCGAAGUUGUACCCACGGCAGAAGCGAUGCACCUUUCACCGCCUCCUGGAACGAAUAUCCCGGACGCCCCCACCGCCAUCCCAGUCGAAUAG
Aphanomyces astaci is the source of this 552-nucleotide messenger RNA. RefSeq lists its product as hypothetical. Bases 1 to 552 code for a protein of 183 amino acids. The record is from RefSeq and is a predicted model, not a curated record. The transcript has 2 exons. Lineage: Eukaryota; Oomycota; Saprolegniomycetes; Saprolegniales; Verrucalvaceae.